This is a messenger RNA of Rhipicephalus microplus (southern cattle tick), 934 nucleotides long. RefSeq lists its product as uncharacterized. Lineage: Eukaryota; Metazoa; Arthropoda; Arachnida; Ixodida; Ixodidae. Gene Ontology annotation, molecular function: DNA binding. Gene Ontology annotation, biological process: negative regulation of DNA-templated transcription. The record is from RefSeq and is a predicted model, not a curated record.
AACACAUGGUCAAACUUUCUGAAGUCCUCAACUACGGUGUCCCUGAUAAUCAUAUCAUGACUUAGAAACGUAACACCCGGCCUAUUAUUCUACUUUCACAUGGUAUCUCUUCUGCAUGCAAUAUUUGUCAUGUUAUUUGGCCUUGCUAGCUUGCACACCCUUGUCUAUUCAGUCAGACCUAGGAUGCAAUUGUAAUGAGGGUGCGAUACGGUUGCCUUUUCUGCAUGCUCUGCUUUUUUAUUACAGAAAAAAAGCUUGUGCUUUGCGAGUGCUGCAGCCACACACCGACAUCAUUAAAAAAAGCUGCACCUUUGCCACUACCGUGCACUGCUACCGUGCAACCACCAUGUACCGCCGCCGUCCGGCCACCAGAAACUGCAGCCGUGCGGCCUCCACAUACUUCCACCGUGCAGCCGCCACGCACCGCCACUAUGACCAGGGGCAGCAGUGAAGUUUUUGAUCACCAACGAGUGGUCUUGGCAAGUGUGAGGGAGAACAAUGAACAGCUGCCAGGGCAAAUUAUCAAUUAUGUGCCCACUGACGGAGAGGUGCAAAUGGGCAGAGGAAUCGCCAUAUUCGAGGGCGUUUAUAGCCGUCUCAUGAGCACGAAAAGUAAAACUCGGUUUUUGCGUGAGGCGGCUGUGGCCAUUUUUUCAACGGCAGGCCUAGUCGGCUCCUCCGUCACUGGUGCAGCCUCCAAUCUUACUAAAGGAGAGGUGAAACCUACCUUGGACAAGGAAAAGUACACUGUGCUUUCUGGUAGGUAAAGUUUUCCAGUUUGCCCAAAAUUUAUGAAAGUGAUUGGCUGCAUGCUUGUGCAUGUCAGUAAAUUAUUUCGAGGCUCCACGUGUUGUAACUACUAAGGCUUCAAGCCUCGUAUUUUUGCCUAUUGGAGUUGGGUGCUUUUAUGCAAAAAUCAAUAAAAUUAAAAUAU